Molecule: messenger RNA, 750 nt
Organism: Postia placenta MAD-698-R-SB12
Lineage: Eukaryota; Fungi; Basidiomycota; Agaricomycetes; Polyporales; Adustoporiaceae
Exons: 6
Coding region: 1-750 (249 amino acids)
Molecular function (GO): hydrolase activity
Source: RefSeq, a predicted model, not a curated record
AUGAGCUUCUGCAAGGAUUGCGUCAGCGGCGUCCGCCAUGAGGGGACCGCGGAGGGCAAGAUCGAGAAGAUUGGCGGUGUCGAAUGCUAUGUUGCGACACCCUCCGUUGAUUACCCGAAGGACAAGGUUAUCCUGUUCCUUACGGACGUCUUCGGUAUCCCUCUCAACAACAACAAGCUGCUCGCCGAUGACUUCGCACGCAACGGCUUCAAGGUUGUCGUGCCCGACAUCCUCGCCGCCGACCCCAUCUCGGACGCGGACCUGAACAGCGGCAAAAUUGACUUCGCCGCGUGGUUCAGCAAGCACCCCGACGAGUCGUGGAAGAACCCCGUUGACGCGGUCGUCGCUGCGCUCAAGGAGCAGGGCGUGACCCGCUUCGGCACUACAGGCUAUUGCUUUGGUGCUCCCCCGGCGUUCUACCUCGCCCUCAAGAACGAGAGCCACGCCACGGUCGUCGCCCACCCGUCGCGCCUGAAGGUUCCCGAGGACCUCGAGAAAUACAAGGCCGAGUCCAAGGCCCCCCUGCUCAUCAACAGCUGCGAAGUUGACACGCAGUUCCCGAAGGAGUCGCAAGCCGUCGCCGACGAGAUCCUCGGUGAAGGAAAAUUCGCGCCUGGAUAUGUGAGGAACUACUACGACGGCUGCACACACGGUUUCGCCGUUCGCGGUGACCUGAGCAAUCCGAAGGUCAAGGCAGGCAAGGAGGGUGCGUUCACGUCGACCGUUGAGUUCUUCCUCAAGCACUUGUGA